Mastomys coucha (southern multimammate mouse) is the source of this 795-nucleotide messenger RNA. RefSeq lists its product as uncharacterized. The transcript has a single exon. Bases 41 to 499 code for a protein of 152 amino acids. NCBI's taxonomy places the organism in Eukaryota, Metazoa, Chordata, Mammalia, Rodentia, Muridae. The record is from RefSeq and is a predicted model, not a curated record.
CAGCCACAGACGCCCAACCUAGGCGGCCCCAGGACGGGCCAUGCGAGAGGCCAGGAGCCAACUGGGAAAUGAGCAGAAGGAAGAGGGAAGGGUGCCUCCGUCGGCCACCUCGGCACCCGCAAGGGCUAGGUGCCCAGCUGGAAGCCGGCAGACGGCCCCGGGCCGGCGCAGCGGCGCGCGUACUCCGAGCCGUGAGGGCCGGGCCGGGCCGCGGCUCCACAAGCUCCCGACGCGCUCGGCCGCUUCCGCCUUCCGGCUCCGCCCCCAGCCGCCUUCCCGCCGCUCCGGCUGCCCGGAGGCCGAAGCCGACCGCCGCCUCGCGUGUCACCCUCGACGCUUAACGGAAAGUCACCUCAGAAACGACCCUCCCAGUGCCCGUAGAUCCCCAGGAGGCUGGUCCCGAUCGGUGUUCCGGAGGUUCCCGUGCGGGUGUGUAGCGUUUAGCGUGGUGUUUACUCCAUGUCCUUGUCUCCUUUGGGUGGACGAGCUCACAAACUAGUGCGGGGCACGAGCCUUCCUUCGCACGAGUUCUCCGUUCUUCGAGGGAUGGACAGAUGUUGAAUUGGCGCGGCCUGGAACGCGGACCGGCGGGCUGUAGCCUGGCGGUUCCUCCCUCGGCUCUCAGCAGCUCUGGGACAAAGGCUUUCUGCUGCCCACACAGCACUAAGGGGAUGCACAGGGCUCCGACCGCACUGGGACUAUCCCCAAAUCGGAGAAAAUGGCUGUUUUUAGUGAUUCAAAGAGAGGUCCGGAGAAAGGGCAACUGCACUCUAACGUAAAUAUAUAAAUGUAUAC